GAGGAGCCAAGUAGCAACCAAGGUGGAUUUAGCAUGGCCUCGCCCUACCGGGGAGUCCGGAAGCGGAAAUGGGGCAAAUGGGUGUCGGAGAUUCACGAGCCAGGGAAGAAAACCCGAAUUUGGCUAGGAAGUUUCGAGACUGCGGAAAUGGCGGCUGCGGCGUACGACGUGGCGGCAUUGCACCUUAAAGGUCCCAAAGUGCAAUUGAAUUUUCCCCAACUUAGGGACAGUUUUCCUCGACCUGCAAGCUCGAGUGCUAAGGAUAUACGUCUGGCGGCACAAGAGGCUGCUUCGGGUUUCAAGAGGCCCACUAAAGAGCUUGAGCCAGGUAGCUCUAGCUCUAAUCCAAGUCUAGUAAGGAUAGAACUCUCUCCGAGUCAAAUUCAAGCCAUUAAUGACUCACCUUUCGACUCACCCAAAAUGUGGAUGGAGUUGACUGAUGCCCUUAUGGUAGAAGAACAUAUCAUAUUUUCUAAUGAUAUUGAGAUAAGUGAUGAGGAAGAAAUACCUGAUGAUUCCCUAUGGGAUUCUUAG
Messenger RNA from Cornus florida, 534 nucleotides. Its product is annotated as ethylene-responsive transcription factor ERF022-like. The record is from RefSeq and is a predicted model, not a curated record. NCBI's taxonomy places the organism in Eukaryota, Viridiplantae, Streptophyta, Magnoliopsida, Cornales, Cornaceae. Gene Ontology annotation, molecular function: DNA-binding transcription factor activity; DNA binding. Gene Ontology annotation, biological process: regulation of DNA-templated transcription. The transcript has a single exon. Bases 34 to 534 code for a protein of 166 amino acids.